AUUCUUGCCGCGCUGAUACAUAUUGCUCCACUGCUUCUUACACUUGCAUGGUAGUUGGUCCCAACGUCGGCUCACAUUGCCCCGGUAGUAUCGCCGCUAGGGUUGGAUUCCCACACACAUGACCCGGUCCUCAGACAACUGGUCCCUAUUCCGCCCCGCGUCCCUGUUGAAAGACGGCCUCAUUCCCUUCCAUGUCGAAUGCGCGGGCUGCAGCCUCGCAAUAGUGCAGGUCACAAUCCCCAUAAUCCUGACUCAGACUCACCUGCGCUAGACGCAGCCUCUGUCGAACUUGUAUCACUCGACCACACGAAACAGCCCUCAGACUCUGCCAGAGAAAAAGAGGCACAGCGACUCCGAAAACGACUGCAGAAACUCGAGCAGCUCGCCGAAAGAGAAGAGAUGAAGUUUUCCCACAGCAUCCAGUUCAAUGCUGUUCCGGAUUGGAGCAGCAACUACAUCUCCUACAGUAAUCUCAAGAAAUUGAUUUAUGCUCUCGAGAAACAAAUAAACAGACCUCCCGGCGAGCCUCAGGAUGAGGAGAGCACCUCAUUGCUGGGUGGCCAGCUGGACCCAGACACCACAUUCCGGCGUAUGUUGGACUCGGAGCUGGACAAGGUCUGCUCCUUUUAUAGACUGAAAGAGCUUGAAAUAUUCGGCGAAGUGGAUCAAAUUGCAAAGGAUGUAGAGGACUACAAGCACGAGACAGAAGACAUGGAUAUGGAGGAGGUGGUCGAGAGUGAGAAUCGACGCAAAGUUGGACGAUCGCACAGUAUUUUCAACACUCCGUUUCAGCGAAAACGGAGGGCUUCCACCAUGAGCACGAGUAUUGAAGAACGGGACGACAGCGAUAGUGAUGCUGAAGACCGCACAGCCAUGAUCAGGAAGAAGCCCAACGGGAAGCCAAGGAGCAAGAGCGGCUAUGAUACCGGUCCCAAUCGUGCAGAGAUGGCCGAGUCAAGAGAAGACCUACACGCUCCAGAUUCACCAGUCUAUCUUAGAAGGAGGCCUAGUUUGGCGUUGGAUCUGGAAGGUUCCGACCCAGGAGCAAUGUCUGCGCUCUAUGAUUCAGCCAUCACCCUCAAGAAAAGGACCAUCGGUCUGUACGUCUCGCUAUGCGAACUGAAGUCGUUCAUCCAACUCAAUCAGACGGGUUUUAAGAAAGCUUCCAAAAAGUACGACAAGGUAUGCAACCGGGACAUCCGGAAGGACUAUAUGGACAAGGUGGUCAACCCGUCCUACCCAUUCCUCGAGACGACCAUGACCCACGUGGACGAGCAGAUCCUCAAGACCGAAAAGGUUUACGCGGACGUCGUCACCAAGGGCGAUGUAGAGAUGGCUAGAAAAGAACUUCGACUCCAUCUCCGUGAACACGUCGUGUGGGAGAGGAACACUGUCUGGCGAGAAAUGAUUGGUAUCGAACGCAAAGCACAAGCCGCCAAUUUUGGAAUUAAGCAGACUCUGCUGGGUGGCAUCCAAAAUCCUUCAGAAGCCCGAUUACAGGGGGACAAAGACCAAGUCGAGACCAAGCAAGUUCGCACUCCUCUGGGCCGUUUCACGUGCCCAAAGUGGUUGUUCAGCUCGAGCUUCUUUGCUCUCGUCGCCAUUCUGGGUGUAUUCAUGGUCCUGCUGUUUGUCCCUAUCAUGAAGAAACCCGAACAACAGAACUGUCUGGCCAUGCUCAUCUUCGUAUCAUUACUUUGGGCCACUGAGGUCAUCCCGCUUUUCGUCACCUCAUUACUGGUCCCGUUCCUCGUGGUUGUCCUUCGCAUCAUGCGGUCCGAAGACAAGCCACAUGUACGUCUCGACUCUAAAGCAGCAACAAAGGCAGUCUUUGCAGCAAUGUGGACACCGGUCAUCAUGUUACUACUUGGUGGUUUCACCAUUGCCGCGGCCUUGUCGAAAUAUCACGUUGCGAAGAUGAUGGCCACUUUUGUCCUCAGCAAAGCCGGCACAAAGGCGAGAACGGUACUCAUCACGAACAUGUUUGUGGGUAUGUUUUUGAGUAUGUGGAUAUCCAACGUGGCAGCGCCGGUGCUGUGCUUCAGCAUUAUCCAGCCUAUACUUCGGAACCUGCCUGCGGACAGCAACAUGUCGAAGGCCCUGAUUCUCGGCAUUGCUUUGGCGUCGAAUGUCGGUGGGAUGGCCUCUCCGAUCGCGUCACCCCAGAACAUCAUCGCGCUGCAGAACAUGAAACCCACUCCUAGCUGGCUCAUUUGGUUCUUCAUCGCCCUGCCCGUCUGCAUUAUCAGCAUCGUGCUGAUCUGGCUGUUGCUUUUGGUAUCGUUCAAGCCUGGCAGAGGUACCACAAUUGUACCGAUUCGACCCAUGAAGGACAAACUGAACGGCAUACAGUACUUUAUCAUCUCUGUCACGUUACUCACGAUUGUGCUAUGGUGCACCUCACACCAGUUGGAAGGUGUGUUUGGGGACAUGGGCGUCAUCGCUAUCAUUCCUAUGGUCUUGUUCUUCGGCACCGGCAUCCUCACCAAGGAAGACUUCAACAAUUUCUUGUGGACCAUCAUCAUCCUGGCUGCUGGUGGGUUGAGUCUCGGAAGGGCUGUCUCCUCGUCCGGCCUCUUGCAUACCAUUGCGAAAAGCAUUACGGAUGGUGUGGCGGAUUUCUCAAUCUAUGGCGUGCUCGUUGUUUUCGCCGCGCUUAUUCUUGUGGUCGCGACGUUCAUCUCGCACACUGUCGCGGCGUUGAUCAUCCUACCUCUUGUCCAACAGGUUGGCUCCAGUAUGAACGAACCGCAUCCGAAUCUGCUGGUCAUGGGCGCCGCGCUAAUGUGUAGCGCUGCCAUGGGUUUGCCGACGAGUGGAUUUCCCAAUAUGACUGCAAUCAUGAUGGAAGUUCCCGAGACUGGCGUACGAUACCUCCAUGUCAAGCACUUCCUUACGCGGGGCGUACCGUCCUCGAUCCUCGCCUUUGGAGUUGUCAUUACUGUGGGCUACGGCCUGAUGUUGGCUGCGGGAUUGUAGUUAUGAUGAAGCAGGGUAUUCCCUAUAGGUAUUAUUUGUGAAUGGGAUGUGUGUAUGCUGGAUAGUAGAGGACAGGCAUAUUGCGAUAAAUAGAAGGUGUGCACUCGGGAGUGCUCGUACGGACGAGAUCUCGUGUCUCGCCUGGGGCAGAACAGUCUUGAUACACUAAUACCUAAAUACCAUUUGUCUUUCUGCACACCCAUUCGAGCAUCUUG
Exophiala viscosa is the source of this 3194-nucleotide messenger RNA. RefSeq names its product DASS family divalent anion:Na+ symporter. Bases 199 to 2979 code for a protein of 926 amino acids. The transcript is spliced from 2 exons. The record is from RefSeq and is a predicted model, not a curated record. Gene Ontology annotation, cellular component: membrane. Gene Ontology annotation, biological process: polyphosphate metabolic process; phosphate ion transport; transmembrane transport. Lineage: Eukaryota; Fungi; Ascomycota; Eurotiomycetes; Chaetothyriales; Herpotrichiellaceae. Gene Ontology annotation, molecular function: phosphate transmembrane transporter activity.